Staurois parvus is the source of this 408-nucleotide messenger RNA. NCBI's taxonomy places the organism in Eukaryota, Metazoa, Chordata, Amphibia, Anura, Ranidae. The record is from the annotation of a GenBank genome assembly.
GUGUGAUCGCCGGACACAGCGGAUCACGGAAAGAGCCGAAGAUGUCGGCUCGGUCAUGUGAUCCAAUCACAGCUGAUCACAUGGGACAUGUACACUGAUCAUCAGGGCACUGAUGAUCAGUGUGCCCUGAUGAUCAGUGUGGCCCCAGAAGUGCCACCUGUCAGUGCUCAUCAGUGCCACAUGCCAGUGCCCAUCAGUGCCACAUCAAUGCCACAUAUGAGUGCAUACCAGUGCACAUCAAUGCCACAUAUCAGUGUCACCUAUCUGAGCUGCCUUUUAAUGUCACCCAUCAGUGCCAGUCAGUGCCACCUAUCAAUGCCAAUCAGUGCCACCUAUCAGUGCUGCCAAUCAGUGCCACCUAUCAGUGCCAGUCAGUGUCGCCUAUCAGAGCCAGUCAGUGCCGCCUAA